AUGACCGACUGUCACAGCAGGCAGCUGAGUCAACGGCCUUCUGAUGACGAAACCACCACAAGCACCGCGCAGGUCGCCUCAGGCGUGUCAACAGUCCGUACACCACAAAAAUCAGCUUGCAUGAGUCCAACUUAUGAUUCUCAACCAACCCAAUUACUAGUUUCACGCACCGACAGUCUCGCUCAUGGUCGUUAUAAUCAAGUACAGGAACAAACUGGCUGUGUCGAGCCGUUGGAGCGCAAGGGCGACACGACUGGGGAAAGUCAAUGUCGCGAAUCACCAGCUGCCAGCACCCUUUCGCUUCCCGCUUCUUCAUCCAUCGGGUCGAGCCUGGAUCCGAAGACCGAGUCAUCUCAGCUCAAUUCGGUGGAGAGCCCACAUGCAAGAUGCGCAGAACACAAGGGGAAUCGGUGCAGAGAUCCCGUUCACACCUCACUGCUCGACCAAGAUAUGAUGCUUAAACCCGACCCAUUGAAGGUCGAAUAUACUCUCGACUCAAAUCACUCACCACACUCCUAUAAGAGUCAAACAACGCGGCCCGACGGCCAUACGGGACCUGGCUCUGGGCAGAAAAGGACUGCAACAGGAGAAGUAAAGCCAUUAUCAAUACAAGCGCCAUCACCUCAGCCGUCAUAUCAGGAGGGGGUCGUUCGACGUCGUUCUCAGAGUACCAAUUCACCGUUAAGUGGAAGCCGUAUAGCUCAGCUUUCUGUUCAUAUCCGAACUCGACUUUCUUACGCAGCGGCCAAGAUAGAGAAAUCCCGGGAAUCUCAGCCCGGUCCCCCUCGUAACGGGGGAGGCCUCAACGAGGGCGGAGCUGCACGCCUUCUGAGCUCAAACACGACGUCGCACGCUUCUCCAAACCCCAGCACCUUGACAAACCGCCCUUUUGUAUCGCACCGACGCUCUCAAUCCGCCAUCUCCCCACCCCGCAAACUUCUCUCCAUCCCUAAGUUGGCUCCUCCUGUGGAAAUUGAUACCUCGCAAGCCUCUCGUCGGCGACGACCCAAUCCGAAUGAGCAUCCCUUGAAAUCAAGUGGUGGCGGCCCGUAUCUUGGACACAAGCGGCAUCACUCUACUCAAGAGUUGGGUGUACCCGAGGCCGUGCAGAGCUCACCAGGGGUGUUGGGUCCGGGUACACCUUCAAUUGCUCCCCGUCCGCUGCCGCCCAAUUCCACCCGGAAAGGUCUUUUGGGGUCGAGGGGCCAUUCGCCAAACACUUCAAUGGAGCAAGACGCCAUUGAAACGCUUUUGUUCAUGUCCAGUCCCGAAAACUCGGGGUAUCGUUCAAGUCCAAGGCCCUUGCAACCUUCAUCGGCACAGCAAAGUUUAAAUGAAUCGAUUGCCUCUGAAAAAAUGGAACCCCAUCCAGUUGUGCACUCGCAAAAUGGGCUACCAAAUGGCGGCUACCCGCGAUGGGGAAGUCUAGGGCCCCGGGUGGGGUUGAGCUCGACGGAUGAUGAGAUUGAUCGCAUCCUUGACCAGAUGGGAAGUGAUAGUGAGGAUGAGGCUCGUCGUGCGUUGAACCGGAUUCAAGCGCAGGCAAAUCCACAGGGUUGA
Messenger RNA from Penicillium oxalicum, 1560 nucleotides. RefSeq lists its product as uncharacterized. The coding region runs from base 1 to 1560 and encodes 519 amino acids. Lineage: Eukaryota; Fungi; Ascomycota; Eurotiomycetes; Eurotiales; Aspergillaceae. The record is from RefSeq and is a predicted model, not a curated record. The transcript has 2 exons.